AUGCAACAAAUUUUAACAGAAGAGGGGUAUUAGAGACUUGAAAUAGAGGCUUCAAGAUACAACGAUAUAUGUACCAUCCUAAAGAAAUUAAAAGAAAAUGGUUUUUUUAAAGCACUUUAUGAUCUUAUCUUUUGCGUUUUCGCAAGUGAGCAUGACUUUACUGUCAAGAUGCUUACUUAAAUGCAAAAGUAAAAGAAAGGAGAAGGUUUCAAAUUCAAUGAACUUUACAGAAUCAAUUCUGGCAUUUUUUGCAGCAAUUUCUAAUUAAUAAAUAAAAUUAUUAUUGAUGAUAUUUUUAUGCAGUUCACUUCAAAAGUCUGUUCUCAGAUUGAAGAUUUUGAAGAUUAAAAGCAUUAGCAUUAAGGCGAGAAUAGUUUCCAUAGCAAGCUCUCUCCUCAUAACUUACAGCAACCUGCUAACUAGUUUGGAUAAUCUCAUUAAACCUCUGGUUUCCUUGCUUAAAAUGUGUCUAAUCAAGAAGGUAUUUCACAGUAGCUGUAGCAAGCUUCUACAAAUAUGGAAAUAAACAAUUUAAACUAAAACUUGAACUAUAUCAUGCAAUUUCACCCUGAAAUAGAUGUAGCAAUUUAGCAAAUGUAAAAGAAGACAACCCCAAGGACAAGCUCUCAUCACUCAACUAGCAAAGCUUAAAUUUAGCUACAGGAUGGUACUUAAGCAACUUUUAAUCCCUAAUCAACUAAAAGUUAAAACAAGUCCCACUCACACUCAGUUUAGGAAAUUUAUAAUAAGCAUGAACCUUUAAAUCAAUACUAAAAUGAAUAGGUGAUGAAUUAAAGUGUAAAUGGAAUAAAAAAUAACCACACAGCUUCGUAAUAACAGUUAUAAAAUUAGAGUAUCACUGCACUUUAACAGCAAUAACCUAGAUUCUAUCAACAAAACUUGCUUUAAAAUGCUACCAAAUAUUCUCACAGUCCUCCUAAUCGCUCACCAGCUCUCCACAAUACAAAUUCUUAAAUUAGAGUUAAUAGCUUAUAAAAUAGUGUGCAAUUGAAUCCUUCAAAUAACAAUUAAUAAAGCGGUUAAUUCAAUAUUUAAUAGUUUAACAGCACUGCUUCUUAGUAAAAUGCAAUAAUGAACAACUCUAAUUAUUCUUCAUCAGGACGUUAAAAUCAAGUGAAUAGCUACAUGUAAACUUCUCCAGGAGGGGAUACAAUAGUCAGUAAUUUCAUGAAUAAUAAUAAAGUGUAUCUUCCAUACAGUGAGUUCUCUUACACAAAAGGAGGUACUUUUUCCAAAAGCUAAAGAAAGUUACAUGAUAUUCAAAAUAAUCCAGGUGUUGGCUAGUAUGAGUCAGGACAUAAAAAAUCUUCUAGCAGUGUUCCAUUUAACAAACAAGAAAAGAAAACUAUUUUUGAAAAGAAGAGUGACUACUAAGGUACUUUGUAUUAUACUUCUCAUCAUUUUGUAGCAAAAUCUCCUUAAGCAUCAUCUGUGUCAAUAAAGUAGUGA
Tetrahymena thermophila SB210 is the source of this 1470-nucleotide messenger RNA. RefSeq lists its product as hypothetical. The record is from RefSeq and is a predicted model, not a curated record. The transcript is spliced from 2 exons. Lineage: Eukaryota; Ciliophora; Oligohymenophorea; Hymenostomatida; Tetrahymenidae.